Messenger RNA from Heterocephalus glaber (naked mole-rat), 1197 nucleotides. Its product is annotated as olfactory receptor 2G3-like. Gene Ontology annotation, biological process: G protein-coupled receptor signaling pathway. Gene Ontology annotation, cellular component: membrane. The record is from RefSeq and is a predicted model, not a curated record. Gene Ontology annotation, molecular function: G protein-coupled receptor activity; olfactory receptor activity. NCBI's taxonomy places the organism in Eukaryota, Metazoa, Chordata, Mammalia, Rodentia, Bathyergidae.
AUGCUCAUUGUACUGCAGAAUUCCCGGGUUUUUACUGACCUGUGUGGUGAGCUGUUAGCCAGUGUCCAUGUGGCGCUGCUCUUGAUGAUUCCGACACAGGUAAGGAGACAGCUGGUCAGCUCUGAUGACAAGUGUACAUGGUUCAGUGUUGUCUCUGUUCGCCUUGUUUUUAUUUCAUUGAAAAAAAUCAAACUAGCAGUCCCCAUUGUCCAUAUAUUAGAAAUAGAUCUCAUGGAAAUUGAAAAUGCAAGUUUUCCUAACACCUUUAUUCUGCUGGGAUUCUCUGAGUUUCCCUGGUUGCAGAGUCCACUCUUUGCAGUGGUCCUGGUCUCCUACCUGCUCACUCUGUUGGGGAACAGCUCCAUCAUUAUCCUCUCCCUGCUGGGCCCCAGACUGCGGAUUCCCAUGUACUUCUUCCUGGACAACCUCUCUCUACUGGAUCUCAGUGUCACCUGCACCAUUGUGCCUCAGCUGCUGGUCAACCUCUGGGGACCAGACAAGACAAUUGCUGCCUGGGGCUGCAUCACACAACUCUAUGUUUAUACCUGGACAGGUGCCACUGAAUGCAUCCUGCUGGCUGUGAUGGCCAUUGAUUUCUAUGUCGCCAUCUGCUGGCCCCACCAGUACACUCUUAUCAUGCAUCCCUGGAUUUGUGCACAGAUGGCAGCUGCCUCCUGGUCCAGUGCCCUGGCCAGUACUCUGCUCCAUGCCACACUCACCAUCCAGCUCCCACUCUGUGGGCACCACACCCUGGACCACUUCUUCUGUGAGAUACCUGUGCUCAUCAAGCUGGCCUGUGGGGACACCACAGCUAAUGAGCUGGCCCUGGCUUUAGGAGCCAUUCCUUUUGCAGGGAUGGCUCCUCUGAUGGUGGUCAUCUCCUACAUCUUAAUUGUCAGGGCUAUUCUGAAACUACUGUCAGCUGAAGGAAGACACAAGGCACUCAGCACCUGCAGUUCCCACUUGCUGGUGGUCACCAUGUACUUUGGGCCAGGCAUCUACAUGUAUCUCCAGCCCCCUUCCCACAGCACAAAGGCCAAGUUUAUGUCAUUCUUAUACAGCAUUAUCACCCCAGUGCUCAACCCACUCAUCUACACCCUAAGAAACAAGGAUGUGAAGACAGCAUGGAAGAGGAUCCUUCAAUCCCAGGGUGAGGUGAAGUCUUGGAAAGUCAGAAGAUCCCUGACUGUGUCCUGA